GUACAUAGACUGAUCUGUCAGUACAUCUUUCACGUCGCUCAUACGAGUUUCGUUAGAGAAAUUUAAUCAGAAAUCGAAUUUAUAUCGAUCGUAAUCGCCGUUUGUCCGAGACGUACGAAUAAAUAGUUAUAUCGUUGAUGGAGAUCGUUUUAUACAAUGUGGGCCAUUUUCAUGAACCUCCGUAAUGAAAACUAAUCGCGUUGGGCUCGCGAGAUUUUCCACGGCCGUUUAUCCCAUACCUGCAUGCGCCUGACAAUCUACGUGUAUAGCGAGGUCACACGUUACUUUUCCAUAAGGGUAAUGCAGGAUACUGUUGUUUCUUGCCCAGAAAUGCUAAUAGUCCUUCAUGAUUUAAGAUAAGUGUUGAUGCAUUUUGUAUGAGACGUCAGGAAUUCCAAAUAUCGCUUCCCUCCCCCCUCCCCCUCAAUUGCGGAGAAACUUCGCAGUCCAAAAAAGCAGAAUCUAAACUAAUUAUAUAUUUAGAUAUUUGUGAAUCAACAUUCAUAAUAGAUCGGAAAAUAGAUUGGAAAUGGAGAGUUCCGAAGAGCCGACCAGUUUGCAAUCGAUUUGUCAUCUGCAUGCAUCCGAGUUAUUUCCAAAACAUCCACAUUUCGAAUGCGAAGAUCAGACAUUGACAAUCCCAUUUACACUCUUAAGUGGAGAAUCAGUAGUAGCAUUGGGACGUAUAUCGGAUGGUGUUUUGGCUCUUUCUAAUUACAGACUUUACUUACAACAGAGUAAAGCCUGUUACAAUAUACCGUUAGGCCUUAUUGAACAAUUAGAAGUAAAAGAAAUUUUCUUUUUGCAUAUUGGGUGCAAAGAUGCUCGAUCAUUGAGCUGUGCAUUUUCCACUAACGAGCAUUGUUUGGAAUGGUUCAAACGAUUACAUAAAGUAACUUACCCACGUAAAAGUAUUGAGGACAUAUUUGCUUUUGCGUAUUACGCAUGGUCUAUAGAAGAGGGUAAAGACUAUCCUAGGCUUGGAAAAGAUAACAGUUCUUAUAUUUCUACUUUUAAUUCAGAGGUGGAACGAUUGAAAUUUAAUCUUCAUGGUACAUGGCGCAUAAGUCAGAUAAAUAAAGAUUAUAGAAUGUGUCCAUCUUAUCCGCCACAACUCUUGGUUCCUGCUUGCAUUUCCGACGAAACUCUGGAGACUGUUGCUAAAUUCAGAAGUUCCAGACGAAUUCCUGCAGUAGUAUGGAGACAUGUAAACAAUGGAACGGUAAUAGCUCGUAGCAGUCAACCAGAAGUUGGUUGGUUGGGCUGGAGAAGUUCUGAAGAUGAGGAUCUUUUAAAAGCUUUGUCUGAUGCAUGUUCCUAUGAUAAAGGGGAAUCCACAAUGGUUGACUCACCUAUUAAUUAUUCUGACGUCGGAGACGAUGCGAUUACUCCAAGUGUUACGAAAAAAGUUCUAAUCGUGGAUGCUAGAUCCUAUACAACUGCUGUAGCAAAUAGAGCACGAGGUGGCGGUUGCGAAUGUCCUGAAUAUUAUCCAAGUUGUGAUAUUCAGUUUAUGAAUCUGGCAAACAUACAUUCUAUAAGAAAAAGUUUUCAUGCUGUUAGACAAUUGUGUGCAUCUGAUGCUGAUCAACCAAAUUGGUUGAGUUUGUUGGAAGGUACUAGAUGGUUACAACAUAUGUCAGGUUUAUUGCGCGCUGCAGUUACAGUUGCAUCAGCUAUCGAACGAGAUGGACGACCAGUAUUAGUGCAUUGUAGUGAUGGUUGGGAUAGGACACCUCAGAUUGUUGCCUUAGCACAGAUAUUAUUAGAUCCCUAUUACCGCACUAUGGAGGGAUUUCAAAUAUUAUGUGAGAGAGAAUGGUUAGACUUUGGACAUAAAUUUGCUGAUCGCUGUGGACAAACAGUCGGUUGCGAAGAUCCAAACGAACGUUGCCCAGUAUUUUUACAAUGGCUUGAUUGUGUACAUCAGUUAAUUCAACAGUUUCAGUGUAGUUUUCAAAUGUCUCCUGCAUAUCUUGUAAAAUUAGCACAGCAUACAUAUUCACAACUCUUUGGUACAUUUUUAUGUAACACAAGACAGGAGAGAUUACAGUUAAGAAUACAAGAACGUACUUUUUCAGUAUGGCGAUUUCUUAACUCUUCUUUGUUUGUUAAUCAUUUGUAUUCACCUUUAAAAAAUCAAGUAUUAUGGCCAAGUUGUAACGUACGAGAUCUUGUUCUGUGGUCGGAAGUAUAUUUAGGUUCUAUGGAAUCGUCACUUGGUAUUAGGGACGAUAAGCAAAGAGUUACGAUGAUAGAUAUAGAAGGAGGUGAAAGUGAAGAACCACAAGGACAAAUGACUAAAACACGUUCUUACGGGGAUCUUAUACACGCCCCCGAUCAUGUAGCCUAUCUUCAUCGCAGACUAAGCGAUCCAAGUAUUUCCGUGGAAAAAAAAUUUGAUUCCUUAAAUUUGGAAGUUGAGGCUGAAAAAAUAGUAAAUAACGUAGAUGAUAGCAAAUUUGAAGCUGUAGAAGCAGAUCCAUCAGAGACUGACAUUAAGACCAAACAGUAUACUACAGUGCAAGCAUCGAGCGAGUCACCUGCUAAUCCAUCGGUGGAUAGUUCUACAGAUACAUUAAUACCGAACAAUGAUUCGCUUGUUAGCGUUGUAAACGGGGAAAAAGAAAUAUUGCAAACAAAUGUAGGACAAGAUAGUAUCUCACCAUGGAUUGAAACUGGCACAACGGGACGUGGUACUUGUUCCUGUAAUCGUAAUCACAAUGAGGGUAGCGAUGUCAGUGAUACCAGUGCUCCAUUGAUAUCAAGAACACCAAGUAGCAUAUGUCCAGCUUCUCCAACCCACCAGGAUGUUAUAUUAGAUAAUCCUGAUAGGCUGGAUGACGUCGAUGGUCUUCCUGUUAUUCAUUGUGAUGUUCAGUUACGAGUACAACAGAUUAUCGUCGAGCACAAGCUAAAGGAAGAAGCAUUACGAAAGGAAUUACAUACAACAAGGCUAGCAUUAAUUAAACAAGUGUGCAACCACAAUGCAGAUACCGAUCGUAUUGAUGAUAUUGGUUCACUGCCUGAUUCGGUGGGCAGUGCUGGAGAACACGGAGAAUCCUUACCAUCGGAUAUGUCAUGGGAGGCCGUCGAAGACUUGGUACCAGCUCCAACUCUUUGGGUUCCAGAUCAUGCAGUAAAUCGUUGCAUGGGUUGCAACACAGAAUUUUGGCUUGGUAGACGUAAACAUCAUUGCAGAUGCUGCGGCAAGAUAUUCUGUGCGGAUUGUUCAGAAAACUCUACGCCGUUACCCAGUGAACAACUUUAUAAUCCUGUAAGAGUUUGCAAAGAUUGCUUCUCUCGACUUCAUCAUCAUACAAGUCCUUGCCAGUGCAGUGCUCGACAUCAGAAUAAAGUAGAUCACGAAACGGAUCUAUCAUCUAAUUCAGAAACAUUGGUGACUUACCAAAGGGCAAAGCCUAUCUCGAUGACGAAGGAUACUUGCUGCGACAACUUAUUGCAGGCUGCUCAUCAGAAAUCACAACCGUCCAUUACAGCAGAUGUAUCCUUCUUCCUUUUCAUCUCAUAAGAUGAUACGAAGAGAAUUUGCGGAGAUAAAGUAUCGGUCAAUCUAUAUAAUAUACAUUUAUACAGAGUGCAUAUAUUUAUUGGGCAAUAGAUCUACUGUAAUUAGCAAUUUUCGAACACAACAUUUUUACAUGAAAGUAAACGGUACGACAUUACACGGGGACAUUCCAAACAUAUAUUUCAUCCACCAUUACAUUUAUUGUUAUUAUAACAGGUGGGUAAAACGGCAGAUAAAUAGUUCUACGAAACAACGGACGAGGCGAUUAAAUCUACGAACUACUGUAACAUGGAUAAAUAUUAUAUAUGUGUAUAUCAGUGCAUAAAUUAAAAGUGGACAGAAUAUUGUAUUUAUAUAAACUAUUUGUAUAACUGC
Messenger RNA from Vespula vulgaris, 3904 nucleotides. RefSeq names its product myotubularin-related protein 3. Bases 530 to 3532 code for a protein of 1000 amino acids. Gene Ontology annotation, molecular function: protein phosphatase binding; metal ion binding; phosphatidylinositol-3,5-bisphosphate 3-phosphatase activity. Gene Ontology annotation, biological process: dephosphorylation; regulation of autophagy. Lineage: Eukaryota; Metazoa; Arthropoda; Insecta; Hymenoptera; Vespidae. The transcript has 17 exons. The record is from RefSeq and is a predicted model, not a curated record.